This is a messenger RNA of Talaromyces amestolkiae, 5571 nucleotides long. RefSeq lists its product as uncharacterized. Lineage: Eukaryota; Fungi; Ascomycota; Eurotiomycetes; Eurotiales; Trichocomaceae. The record is from RefSeq and is a predicted model, not a curated record. Bases 1 to 5571 code for a protein of 1856 amino acids. The transcript has 8 exons. Gene Ontology annotation, molecular function: oxidoreductase activity; lipid binding.
AUGAAGACCAUACUAAUACUCGGAGGAUCCUUUACCGGCGUCAGUACAGCCCAUCGAAUCCUGAAACAAGCCUCGAAAACCGGACCUGCCGUCAAGGUCAUUCUCGUAUCCCCAAACACGCAUCUCUACUGGAACAUCGCCGCUCCUCGAGCCCUACUACCAGGUCAGUUCACGGAUGAAAAAAUCUUUCAGUCAAUACCGGAGGGCUUCAAGCAGUAUUCGAAAGAUCAGUUUGAGCACAUUGUCGGCUUCGCAAGUAACCUUGACGCGGCCAACAAAAAGGUGGAAGUUUCUGCGGAUGCUGAGGGGAAAAAGCUGGUGAGGACAAUCAGAUAUGACUUUUUGAUCAUUGGAACGGGAUCCAGAAGCAAAGAGUUUGAUGAAGAUGUCAAGGCGCCGUUCAAGGGACUGGGCUCAACCGAAGCGACAAAGAAUGCGCUGCAUGAGUUUCAGGAGCUGGUGACAAAGUCAAAGACGAUUGUCGUUGCUGGUGCUGGUCCAACUGGUGUUGAGACUGCCGGUGAAUUGGGUUAUGAGUAUGGAAAGACCAAAAAAAUCAUUCUAGUCACGAGUGGAAACACUGUCCUCGAAACCGCAAUUUCUAGCGUAUCCAAAACGGCAUUAGGCAUGCUCCGAGAUUUGGAUGUUGAUGUCAAGCUACAAACCAAAGUCACCGGCUCSUCCCSUACUAAAARCGAAGGUCCAAACCAAUUCGAAAUAUCCCUCUCCGACGGAACCACAUUAUCCGCGGACCUUUACAUACCCACAUCCGGCAUCGUGCCUAACUCGUCAUUUCUUCCCGACAAACAUCUCAAUGCAAAUGGAUUCGUCAAGGUGGAUGAAUUCUUCCAAGUAAAGGGCCUCGAGAACCAGCACGUCUGGGCUAUUGGAGAUGUCAAUGACCUGGAGUCGCCGCAAUUGAUGGUCGCGGAUAGACAGUCUGGACAUUUGGCGAAGAAUAUAGGUCUUAUGUUGAACAACAAGGCUCCCCUUCCGUAUAAAGGAGGCUUGCGUGAAUCAACAACCAUGGCCGCCAACAGCUCUGAGGCCGAAACCAAACAGCAGGGCAUCAUCGAAACCGCCCAAGCCGCUGCCUCCGAUCCCCAGUCGAAAAUUCAACCAGAGUUGAUCGAGGAAAAGCUCGUCGAAGAAAGCCGCAAGGCCGGUGCCGUUGCAUACCAAUUCAAUCCAAAUGACUCGCCGGAAGAGAAAGCAAAAGCUGCGGCUGCCAGUCUUCCUCCCAAUUUCCACAAUCCAAAUAAACAAAAAGGACUUGCGUUGGUGUCAGAUAAAGACAUAACGGGCCCCGCUCAGUACGACCUUCCAUCUACCGAUAAAGCCACUGAGGAGGUAAACCAAGCCCCUACCUUGAACGAAAGCGACAAGAAAUCAGCGCAGAAUGGACAUCUGACCGAAGACCAACGAUGGGCUCGCGAUCGUACUGGAUGGGCACCUCAAUUUGUCAAGCCUGAAGAAAAGCGAGAAGAGGCAGAGACGCUGUUGGACCACCGCACCUUUUUAGAGGAAAAGCUCGGAGAUAAGUUUUUUGGAGAUUGGUAUCAUAAUGCCGCCGUUAUCGUCUUUGCCUGUCUAUCAUCGUGGAUCAUUGCAGUGCUCGGAGGAGGCCUGGGUUGGGUCUUUCUCGUCAUGGCAGCGUGUGGCACCUACUAUCGAACGUCUAUCCGCCGAGUCCGCCGCAACUUCCGUGACGAUAUUCAUCGAGAAAUGGCCAAACAGCGCAUUGAAACGGACUCGGAAAGCUUGGAAUGGAUCAACGGUUUUUUGCUCAAGUUCUGGCCAAUUUAUGCCCCUGUCCUUUGCGACACCAUCAUCAACUCCGUCGAUCAGGUUCUGAGUACCUCCACGCCGGCAUUCCUCGACAGCCUCCGCAUGAAGACUUUUGUUCUGGGCACCAAACCUCCUCGUCUCGAACAUGUGAAGACCUACCCUAAGACCGAGGUGGAUACCGUUAUCAUGGAUUGGAAGUUCAGUUUCACCCCAAAUGAUACCAUGGAUAUGACUGCCCGUGAAUUAAAGGACAAAAUCAACCCAAAGGUGGUCCUUGAGGUCAGAAUUGGCAAGGGUCUGGUUAGCCAUGGCCUCGACGUCAUUGUGGAAGAUUUCGCUUUCUCCGGCCUGAUGAGAGUCAAGAUGAAGUUGCAGAUUCCCUUCCCUCAUAUUGAACGUGUCGACAUUUGCUUUAUGGAGCGCCCCGAAAUUGACUAUGUCUGCAAGCCUCUUGGUGGAGACACUCUCGGAUUCGAUAUCAACUUCAUCCCGGGUUUGGAAGGUUUUAUCAAAGAACAAAUUCACGGCAAUCUUGGACCAAUGAUGUACCAACCCAAUGUCUUCCCCAUCGAGAUCGCGAAGAUGCUUGCAGGCAAUCCCGUGGAUCAGGCAAUCGGUGUUCUUGCUGUCACUCUUCACGGCGGUUACAACUUGAAAGGAUCUGGACGAAUCGGCAAUACUGUCGAUCCGUACUGUUCGAUCUCCAUCAACAACCGGGAUGAACUGGCCCGCACGAAAACCGUUCGAGACACAAGCGAACCACGCUGGAACGAGACUCAUUACAUCAUCAUCACUUCCUUUACCGAUUCAUUGACUUUAGGUGUUUAUGACUACAAUGACGUUCGCAAAGACCAAGAGUUGGGAGUUGCUACGUUUCCACUUGACAAGCUUGAAUCAGAGCAUGAGCAUGAGGGUCUGUCUUUGGACAUCUCAUAUAGCGGAAGAAGCCGUGGUGUUUUGAAAAGUGAUAUUCGAUUCUUCCCUGUCUUGGGCGGGCGAAAGCUUGAAGAUGGUACAGAAGAACCCGCGCCAGAGCUGAACACCGGUGUUGCACGAUUUACGGUGGAACAAGCGAAAGAGCUGGACGGAAGCAAGAGUCUGAUCGGAUCACUCAACCCUUAUGCUGUUUUGUUAUUGAAUGGCAAGGAGGUGCAUGUAACAAAGAAAUUGAAGCGCACCAACAACCCCAUUUUUCAGAACUCGUCCAAGGAGAUGCUCAUUACGGACCGGAAGCAUGCCAAAUUAGGUCUUGUCAUCAAGGAUGAUCGCGACCUAGCGACUGAUCCGGUCAUCGGAAGAUAUCAGAUCAAAUUAGAUGACAUGCUCAAAAUGAUGGACAAGGGUCAAGAGUGGUAUCAGCUAAGUGGCGCCAAGACAGGUCGUGUCAAGAUGAUGAUUGACUGGAAACCGGUGGCUUUGCGUGGUAUUGUUGGUGGUGCCGGCUAUGUGGCCCCUAUCGGCGUAGCCCGUAUACAUUUCAAAGGCGCCACCGAAUUACGAAAUCUUGAGACCAUGGGCAAGUCCGAUCCAUAUGCUCGUGUUUUGCUUAAUGGUAUCUCCAGCGGUCGCACAGUCACCUACAAAAACAACCUUAAUCCUGUAUGGGAUGAAAUUGUUUACGUUCCGGUCCACAAUGUGCGAGAGAAGUUGACAUUAGAGGUUAUGGACGAAGAAAACAUGCAGAAGGAUCGUAGCCUUGGUGAAGUCGAAAUUGCAUUGUCGGACUACAUUCACGAGGACGAGAACGGGGAAUAUGAAGUUGAUGACGAAAAACAAGACAUCAAGAGUGGUCUCCGCAUGAACGGACGCGGUGCUGCUAAGGGUAUUCUUAAUUACAAUAUAGCUUUCUACCCAACCUUGAAUGUCUAUGACCCCGAGGAAGAUACGGAAGAAGAGGAGGAAGAGGGUGAGCUGGCUAGUCUUACAUCUCGAGGACAUUCCAAGCAAAACAGCGUCGACUCAACGCGCAAAAGCAGUGAUGCCCCUAGGCCUAGCACGGAUGUCAAGUCAAAUGGCCGAUCGAGCAUCGACACCGCGGUUUCCAAGGCUGCAACCAAUGGUGGUUUGACUUCUCCCACAUCGCCAAAGGCAGUGGUACAAGAGCGUCCUAAGAUACACAUCGAGGCUGCAGACUUGACCAAAUACGAGUCGGGUCUCAUCGUUUUCAAGCUCAUCGAUGGGCAGCUGUCACACACCAAUGUCCAGCUUGAGGUUCUCGUCGACGAUCAUAUGUUCCCCUCGUACACCUCGAUGAAGAUCAAAUCUCGAGAGGCUACAUUCCAAGAUGUCGGCGAUGCGUUCAUUCGAGAACUGGACAUGUCGCAGCUCACCCUUCGACUUGUGCAGAAAUCCAACGAUAAGGACGAAAAGCACGUGAUUGCCAAAUUGACUGGUGACACAUUGUCUACUUUACAGCGCUGUCUUUACACACCCACUGAGUUAUCGCUGCGGGCCGAUAAUGGUGCAGUUAGCAAGAUCAAGGUCAGCCUACGAUUCAUCCCAGUGCAGAUGAAGUUGGACCCUCGCGAAUCAAUCAACAACUCGGGUGAGCUGCGUGUCGACGUGCUGGACGCUGCGGACCUCCCAUCUGCCGACCGCAACGGAUUCAGUGACCCCUACUGCAAGUUCAAACUCGAAGGCAAGGACGUCUACAAGACCAAGGUCCAGAAGAAGACUCUCCAUCCUGCAUGGAAUGAAUUCUUUGAAACGUCCAUCAAGUCCAGAAUUGGCGCCAAAUUCCGUGUGGACGUCUACGAUUGGGAUUUCGGAGACAAAGCGGACUUUCUCGGCGGAGCCGACAUCAAUCUUGAGAUGCUCGAACCGUUUCAACCACAGGAAAUUAAUCUUGACCUAGACGGAAAGUCAGGUGCCAUUCGUCUUAAGCUCCUAUUCAAACCGUCCUAUGUAACAAAGACACGACAGGGCCAAUCAACGAUGUCUGGUACUUUUGCGCCCGCUGGCAAGAUUGUGGGAGCUCCGGUCAAAGGAGUGGGCAUGGUUGGUGGUGGAGUUGUCAAGGGUGCUUCCUUCCUUGGUCGUGGUCUGAAGAGUCGAUUUACUCACAAAGAAAGCGAGGGAAACGGUAGUUCGACACCUGUGCGCGAAGAGUCUCCUCCUCCACAAACACCCAGCAAGUCCGAGGGUGGUCUUGCGCGUGCUCCUGGUUUAGUGAUCGAGCCGAGCUCGCCCAGUUCUUCUGUCGAUGCACCCGAAAGCUUGAACCGUCGUCACAGCCGCACUAAGAGCGUCAAGUCUCUGCUCGGAGACAAGGGUACACCUGGAUCAAUCGGUGCCGAGGCAGGGUCAGCGAUGUUCACUAUCGUCUCAGCCAGUGGAUUCCCCCCUUCAGCCAAUGUGCGCUGCCAUGUCCGCCUCUUAGGUGCCAAGGGCGCCAAGGAGGUACACAAAACAAAGGCAGUCAAGAGCUCCAGCGGCUCAGUUCAAUUCGACGCAUCUCACGAGACGUUCAAGGUUCCUCACGUUCCGGCGGAUGCCCAAUACCAGUUGAAGGUGGUUGACCAUAGCACAUUCGGAUCGGACACCAGUCUCGGUGAAGCGCUGUUCUUUGUCGAUGACCAAGGUACUGCAAUGAGCAAGGAGAAGAACAUUACUGUUGGCUCUGGCAGCGUCGUCAUCAAGAGUUCUUUUGCUGCUAGUGACGUUUCCAAUGGCCGACCUAGCACGUCUCAUUCCGUGAACCUCGAAGCGCCGGAUGCUAAUGGUGACACUCCCGACAAAAAGCGACGCAGCUUCUUGUCGAAGCGCAGCGUUAGUGGUGUAUAG